ACAAAAUGUUCACUUCCGUUUGGUUGUGUCACAUAGUAAAAGUUGGAAGCUGAAUUACUAAGCUUGAUGAAUCAGAAAUUUCCUCAGAACACCGAAUUAUAUUCGCUUGGACUGUAAACUGUACCUUUGUCGUGCUAGGUACCAGAUUGAGUUCCAGUUCUCAAAUGAGACGUAGCUUUAUCUUUUUCUGAUUAUAUUCUGUCAAGGCAUUAGGGCCUCAAGUCUAGUUGCUGUUUCUGAGAAGAAUAUUUAACGACCGAAAAACAAGGACAAGCAAUCAAACCCUAGAGGGAAAUUGACUAGCAGCAAUGAAGUUGUAUUCUAUCGCAGUCCUUCUUAAAACACCUGAAGGAAAAGGAAAAUUACUGACGUGGAAGAAUGAACUGUCUUCGUUUGGUUAUUUUCAAAGGUCCACUGUUGCUGAGUUCAUGUCCUUCACCAGUAAAAUUCUGGUCGAAAGAACAGCUACGGCAUCUAGGGCAUCAGUGAAAGAACAAGAAUAUAUAUGCCAUGUGUAUGUACGCAGUGAUAACCUGUCUGGGGUUGUCAUAGGAGAUCAUGAGUACCCGCAGAGAGUUGCACACACACUCAUCAAUAAGGUUCUAGAUGAGUUUCCUCAGAAGUGUCCCAAGACAAACUGGUCAUCGGUGAAAGAAAAUGAUGUGGUCUAUCCUGAGCUACAAGAGUACUUACAGAAAUUUCAGAAUCCAAAAGAGGCUGAUGCGAUGACGAAGAUUCAGUCAGAGUUGGAUGAGACCAAGAUUAUUUUGCACAACACAAUUGAGGCUGUGUUAGAGAGAGGGGAAAAGCUGGAUGACCUGGUGGAAAAAUCGGAGGGACUCAGCAUGCAAUCAAAAACCUUCUAUAAAACGGCGAAAAAGACAAAUCAAUGUUGCGUUAUACUCUGAGAGACUGGUGUGGGCUCUGUGACUUCGUACUGUGGUGACCCAAACCUUCACAGACAACUGCUUAUGCUCUACCCUGGCUGAGAUGUAAGGAAAUGUGUCUGUGGAACAAAAGUAUUAACACAUUUUGGAAAAGUGAUACUCAGACAAGACUCCAUGAAAUGGGAACAAAGAUUAUCCCCCUCCUCUAUAUCUUUCCUUUUUUUUCUGGUUUUCUUUUUCCUUAAAGUUGUUUAGAAUAUUUAUAUAAGCUGCUGACAGAAGCCAAAUGUGUACAUAAUAUGUGUAUACUUGUUGUUGGCUUUCGGUGUUGCUCGCUCAGAGGAGAAAAAGAAUAUCAACCUGAAGGGGAAGUCUGAAUUCGCUCGAGCAGUUUGUGCCAUGCUGUUUCCUAUUUUUCAUUUAGAGUUAUAUUCAGAUUUUGGAGAAUUAAUAAAAUAAAAAGACAGUUCAUAAUGUUAGUGGUAGUGAAGCCCCCCCAAAAACGAUAGAUUGCUGUGUUCAUCCCGUCUCAGGUAUUCCUACUACACUUUUCUUUCUGCUAUUUACUAGACUCUGCGAAAGGGUUUUUCAGUUUUCUGUGUUUAUCAAUGAUGUGUACUAUAUUUGAUGAGCAUGUGUACCUGUCUUUUCUUUCCAUUAAGAUGCGACAUUUCAGUUGCUCUGUAUAACAUUAUUAAGGUGUGUGUUCGUAACACUUGUUUAAUUUUCAAAUGAAAUUAAAAUUGUCAUUACUGGUGUCAGUUCCUGUUUAUUUCAUUGGUUGUUAGGAGACAAAUGGCUAUUUUCAUGUUUGUGCAUGGUUAUUGUGAGUGGAUGCUGCCAGAAAAUAAGUUGUGAGUGGAAAACUUUUUGAGAAAUCUCAGUCCAUUGUUACUUGAACUGAUUCAUUUUUUUAUUUUUUUUGGAUGGGCUAUGAUCCGUAGUGCUUCAACAGGAAGUUGUCCAUACAUUUUACAUUUUAAUUUUGUGCAUGAGUUAAUUUCUUUAAUUUGUCUAAAUUUCCAUGUGAUUCCUCAUUAUGACUCAACUUUCCUUUUUUGUUUCUGAAUAUAACUUAUAAAAAACAGUUCAACAGAAAUUACAGCCUCUGAAAGUAAUGCCAAGAUGUCCUUAUGAAUCUUUUGUUCAACUGUUCUUUCAUUGAUUAUGUUGUUUCUUAACAUGAUAACUUGAAAUAAAGCAAAAUUCAUGAAAUAGAAA
This is a messenger RNA of Aplysia californica (California sea hare), 2108 nucleotides long. Its product is annotated as synaptobrevin homolog YKT6. The transcript is spliced from 10 exons. Gene Ontology annotation, biological process: endoplasmic reticulum to Golgi vesicle-mediated transport. Gene Ontology annotation, molecular function: SNAP receptor activity. NCBI's taxonomy places the organism in Eukaryota, Metazoa, Mollusca, Gastropoda, Aplysiida, Aplysiidae. Bases 309 to 908 code for a protein of 199 amino acids. The record is from RefSeq and is a predicted model, not a curated record. Gene Ontology annotation, cellular component: Golgi apparatus; membrane.